Molecule: messenger RNA, 670 nt
Organism: Macrosteles quadrilineatus (aster leafhopper)
Lineage: Eukaryota; Metazoa; Arthropoda; Insecta; Hemiptera; Cicadellidae
Product: transmembrane protein 141
Exons: 2
Coding region: 335-670 (111 amino acids)
Source: RefSeq, a predicted model, not a curated record
AGUAGCCAGAAGAAGCCAGCUAGCAGCGCGUCGUGCGUGAGCUGAAGGAAUUUAGGAAAGGAAGGAGACAGUAUUUUCUCUCUCCUCAUUCGUCAUUCUCAUUCUCAUUCUCUUCUUCGAGAAUUUCUCUACCGGUAACGGACGACAAUGCACUUGCACUGUGCAAGAGGAGAGGAAUGAGAAUUUGAAAAACAUUGAGUAAGGAGGGAAAAUAUGACAAAAGAUUGAAGUAAUUACAACAAUAAUCCUUCUGGUUGAGAAUUGCCUGUUUGUUUAUCAACUAACACUUUUUUCAUAUUAAAUGGAAGUAUAGUUGAGUUAACUUACAACAAACAUGAGUAUUGGUACUGGUAAACAAAGAUUAAUUGACCUUUAUGGGGAUGACCAUCCAGGAUUUGGAUCUUAUCUUGAGUGCAUGACUCGAGCAAACUUUGCUAGUGUUGCUGGAUUCACCCUUGCAUUUUCUUCUACAUACAUAGGUCAAACCCUUUUGAAGAACAAACUGCCAUAUUCGCCAAAGUUUUCAAUACUGAAUUCGACUGUAAUUGCAACCAUAAUAGCUUACAAAGUUAGCAAGUCUAGAAGUUCUGCCUGCCAGGCGGCGUGGUUAGCUGCUGAAGACAAAGUUACAUAUUUAACAGAACUUGAAAAUGAUAAAAAAACAAGCUAG